AACCAAAAUGACGACGGAAGCCAUCAAUCCGAAAGCAUAUCCGUUGGCCGAUGCUCAGCUGACCAUAACAAUUCUUGAUCUCAUCCAACAAGCUGCCAAUUAUAAACAGCUCAAGAAGGGUGCUAAUGAAGCGACGAAGACCCUGAAUAGGGGUAUUUCGGAGUUUGUGGUGAUGGCAGCAGACACAGAGCCACUUGAAAUCCUUCUCCAUCUGCCCUUACUUGCAGAGGACAAGAAUGUGCCAUAUGUCUUUGUUCCUUCAAAGCAAGCCCUCGGGCGGGCAUGUGGGGUCACAAGGCCUGUGAUCGCUUGUUCCGUUACGAGCAAUGAAGGCAGCCAGUUGAAAUCCCAAAUACAGCAACUCAAGGACGCCAUCGAGAAGCUCCUGAUCUAGGCAUCGAAACCCCUUUCGGCGUGAUGGGCACUCUCUAGAGGCUUGGACUGAUGAAGUUGUUGUGACACUUUGGAAGUGAGUCUUUUUCUUUGUUUUUCUCUUUUCUUAGGCUUUUCUUUUCUCCUUUUUAUUUCCGGCAAAGCGUUCUAAUGCUAUCGUAGGCAGCCCUAUUUAGAUAUGCAUUUGAGGUUGGAUUGAUAAAACUACCAUAUUUUGUAGCGUAUUGCAUGCUUAUUUAUGCAUAACUCAUGGAUGCUAUAUGGGGAUUACAGAAGUGAGAGAUAUGUUCUACAAAUAGAAACAUAAUUACGGCUUUGGAAGUAGGAAACAUGUCUAUUUUAGUUAUCCAAGCGGAAUUCCUUGA
Magnolia sinica is the source of this 758-nucleotide messenger RNA. RefSeq lists its product as uncharacterized. Gene Ontology annotation, cellular component: nucleolus; precatalytic spliceosome; small-subunit processome. NCBI's taxonomy places the organism in Eukaryota, Viridiplantae, Streptophyta, Magnoliopsida, Magnoliales, Magnoliaceae. The record is from RefSeq and is a predicted model, not a curated record. The transcript is spliced from 5 exons. The coding region runs from base 8 to 394 and encodes 128 amino acids. Gene Ontology annotation, biological process: maturation of SSU-rRNA; ribosome biogenesis; mRNA splicing, via spliceosome. Gene Ontology annotation, molecular function: RNA binding.